CAGGCGCUGUGUUGUGGGGGAGGGGAAGCAAAACGCUGAUGUCUGGUGGGGCUGCUUGAGAGCAAAGGGGGGAAGAAGCGAUGGCUUCAGUUUCAACGGACUAAGUUCUUCGUCUCCCAGCAACCAGGUUUCCGAAUGAGUGGAUCAUGAGGAACAUACUUUAGGGAUUUGCCAUAGUAUGGCUGCUUCUCGAUCUACUCGUGUCACAAGAUCAACAGUGGGGUUAAAUGGUUUGGAUGAAAAUUUUUGUGGCAGAACUUUAAGAAAUCGUAGCAUCGCUCACCCAGAGGAAGUUUCUUCUCUCCCACAAGUACGAUCCAGAUCUCCAAAGAAGAAACCAGAAUCUUUGCAUACACAGAAGGGAAGUAACAGUGGACGAACACAUGAUAUAAAGCAGCAAAGUUCUAGGGAAUUAUGGGUAAGCCCUAGAAAGAGAGGACUGUCUACUUCAGAAAAGGAUAGUGUUGACCGACAGAUUGUGGAGAACUGCGAGAAGAAGCAAUUGGAACCUGUCUCACCAGUUUUAAAGCGAGUUAAGCGCUGUCUACGCUCAGAGGCACAAAAUAGUUCAGAAGAAGUGCUGCUCUCUAAAACAGGAAAGGAACGAUUGGAGCGCAAAAGCUCACUACCGGACAAUGUUGCAGUCUCUCCAGGGACUAAACGAGCUUGUCGAUAUCUUAUAUUGGACAAUAGUGAUAAAAGGGAAGUUAAAAAAGUGAAUGCAUGUACAGAAAGGUGUAACAGUUCAGUAUCUGAAGAACUCAUAGGCUGUCAGACUGUCAAUGGGGUUGAUGGGAGAGGCUCGGAUGCCAUCAAGUGUGACUGUCAACCUGAUGGGAAUUCUGCACAGCACAAUGCUGAUUCCUCUUCAUCCAAGGAAAAAUCUGUAGCAGAAAAUGGCUCAUUGGCCCAUUCUUCAUUUUUUCUUAACAGAAGUAAGGAGGACAGUUUUGUAGACCACAGUGUGCCUUGCACAAACUCACAAGAACAGUUAAAAUUAGAGGACCACAAACAAUUAAACAACUCUUUGCCUGAGGAACCUGUUAAUCAGGCACAUGAGUCAGGUACGGGUACAGGGUCCUUUUCUGAAAUCCAGUCAUCUUUAUUAAGGGAUUCUGAGGAGGAAGUAGAUGUGGUAGGGGAUAGUAGUGCCUCAAAGGAACAGACUGCUGAAAAUACCAACAGCAAUGUAGACAACUGUCUUGACAGUACAUCAAUCUCAGGUGAACCUGAACCACCAGUUUCUGUGUUGGACUGUGUUUCAACCCAAAUUACAUCAGCAUCCGAACCUCAAGAACACAGAUAUACUCUGAGAACUUCACCAUGGAGGGUAGGCUCAGCCAAAGGUAGCCCUACUAAAAAUAAUUCUCCAUGUAGAGAAAAUGGACAGCUUGAGGAAAUCAAUCAUAGUGCCCCUGGGAAGAAUGUAGAUUCGAGUAUUACUAAUAUCAAUGGAUCUACUAUAAACACAGAAAAUAUUCAGAAUGAGAAAGAAAGAGUUUGUGACUCUGGGGACUAUGUAGAUGAAAGACUAAGCAAACCACCUUCAGAGGCUAGACUUGUUACUGGAUCCUUACCAUCUGCCAAAGAGAGUGCCAAUCUUCAUGCUGUAGAGGAUGAUGAGGAAGAGCCUGAUGUGUAUUUCUUUGAAUCAGAUCAUGUGGCAUUGAAACACAACAAAGAUUAUCAGAGACUGUUACAGACGAUUGCAGUACUCGAGGCUCAGCGUACUCAAGCAGUUCAAGAUCUUGAGAGUUUAGGGAGACACCAGAGAGAAGCACUGAAAGAUCCCAUUGGAUUUGUGGAAAGACUCCAAAAGAAGGUUGAUAUAGGGCUUCCAUAUCCACAAAGAGUUGUUCAGCUGCCAGAGAUAUCAUGGGACCAAUAUACAACAAGCCUUGGGAAUUUUGAGAGAGAAUUCAGAAACCGAAAACGUAACAGUAGACGAGCAAAGCUUAUUUUUGAUAAAGUGGGUUUACCUACAAGACCAAAAAGCCCUUUGGAUCACAGAAAGGAUGGAGAAGCCACUACAUACUCUGUAUUGCCUUUUAGUGAUUGUCCAGAAGCGUCAACAAACAACCGUCCACAGCAGAUGAUAAGAGGACGACUUUGUGAUGAGACCAAACCUGAAACAUUUAACCAGCUGUGGACUAUAGAAGAACAGAAAAAACUUGAACAGUUGCUCUUAAAAUAUCCUCCAGAGGAAGUAGAGUCUCGGCGGUGGCAGAAGAUUGCAGAUGAACUGGGAAACAGAACUGCAAAGCAGGUUGCCAGCAGAGUGCAAAAGUAUUUCAUAAAACUAACUAAAGCUGGUAUUCCAGUACCAGGCAGAACUCCGAACUUGUAUUUGUACUCUAAAAAGUCUUCAAGUAGACGGCAACAUCCCCUGAACAAACAUCUUUUCAAGCCCUCAACUUUCAUGACAUCCCAUGAACCCCCUGUGUAUAUGGAUGAAGAUGAUGACAGGUCUAGUUUUCACAGCCACAUGGGCAAUACAGCUGAAGAAGAUGCAUCGGAUGAAGAAAGUAUUCCUGUAGCAUAUCGAGAAUUACCGGAAUACAAAGAGCUGCUUAAAUUUAAACAAUUGAAGAAAGCGAAGCUUCAGCAAAUGCAUGCAGAAAGUGGCUUUGUGCAGCACAUAGGCUUCAAGUGUGAUAACUGUGGAACAGAACCCAUCCAAGGAAUUCGGUGGCACUGCCAAGACUGCCCUUCAGAAUUGUCUUUGGAUUUCUGUGAUUCUUGUUCUGACUGUCUCCAUGAAACAGAGAUUCACAAGGAAAAUCACCGUUUGGAGCCUAUUUACAGAUCAGAGAUGUUCUUAGAUAGAGACUACUGCAUGUCCCAAGGUGCCAGUUAUAAUUACCUUGACCCCAACUACUUUCCUGCAAAUAGAUGACAUGGGAAGGAAAUGGCAACUUGAAAGCUUAGGAUCCUUUUUGAGAACCAACAGUGGCACUGUUGCUGAUUCAGUGCCCACCUUGGAAAGAUACUUGCUUUCCUAUGGAAUGUCACUCACAGCAUGAGAGCUUCCCAGGCACCCUCAUCACACUAUUGCUCUCUGAUCUGUCAUGAUUCUAGAUCACUGAACAGAGGCUGAACAUUCCUAGUGUGCAGGAGGUUUUACUGGGGAGGUUUUUCUUUCACCACGUUAGUCAUUUUUUAGGUGGUGACUCUAAAGAGAGGAGUUUUUUUUUUAAAAGUGUGGCCAGAAAUGAAAUCACACAUUAAAGAUAGUCAAUUCCAAAGGUGGUAAGAACUUGGCUAUUAGAAGAUGCAGAAAUGAUGAAGUACUUACAUUAAAAACAGUUUAGUAGUUUGCAGUUUUGUUGUGAAAUAGUUUUCAGCACAGAAACUGACUUUUUUAGGCAAGGUUUUAACCGACAACAGUGUUUGCUUCUAGGUCGUAUUAAAACAAUCACUGUCCCUGUGAUGGUCGGCAACAGGCCUGUAUUAAAUUGGAGCUGCUUAAGCAUAUUGACACUUCUUUUUCUUUCUUUCUUUACCUUUUCACCACAAUAAACUUUUAUUUACCAACAGUCAAGCACUACAGGAGGCAAGGGUGGUACUGCUUCCUUACCCAGCUGAUGGUGUGUGAAUAUUAUAAAAUUGUCACGCAGAUAUAUUUUUAAAUGUAAUGUUAUAUAAGAUGACCAUGUGAUGUGUACAAAAAUAUGGUGAAAAGUGCCAGUGGUAGUAACUGUGUAAAGUCUCUAAUAACCCAACAUUAACUCUUAUAAAGGAAAAUACACAGCCUUCUGCCUCUGUAUUUGGAGUUGGUGAUACAACUCAUCAAAGAAAACUGCCUAAUAUAAAUCAUAUAUGGUAAUAAUUUUCCUCUUUUGUAGUAUGCACAAGAUCCAUGAGAGAUUGUAUUUUUAUUACUAUUUAAACAAGUGAUUAAAUUUAGCUUGAGCAGUGA
Gekko japonicus is the source of this 3919-nucleotide messenger RNA. It is a transcript of the gene ZZZ3, whose product is annotated as zinc finger, ZZ-type containing 3. The transcript is spliced from 12 exons. The record is from RefSeq and is a predicted model, not a curated record. Gene Ontology annotation, molecular function: zinc ion binding. Lineage: Eukaryota; Metazoa; Chordata; Lepidosauria; Squamata; Gekkonidae. The coding region runs from base 179 to 2896 and encodes 905 amino acids.